GAAAAAAGAAUGUGGUGGAGGUGAUGAGGUGUUGCAUAUGUCGAUUAAACAAACUUAAAAAAUGAAUCUUUUUUUGGGGGAGUUAAAGAUUGAAUCUUGUAAGGUGGCUGAUUUUUUUUUGUGGGCUACUAUUUGAAAUAAUCAGUGGGGUCUUUUUUUGUGUAUAUUUUUUCAGUUUGUUUGCAUCAGAACUAAAUAUGGGCUUUUGUCAAUGACAAACGAGGAUGUUUCUAUGUUCUUCGCGACCAUAACCUCUCCCUGCAGGUCUCUCUCUCUGUGAGAUGUGUAGUAAAAGAUUUAACCAGUGUGUAUAAUUGUUGAUCUUGUCUUCAACUAGGCAUAAAAAAGGAGCAUAAGAGGUUUGUAGGAUGCAAACCUUAUCCAUCGAAGAUUCUGAUCGAACCACCACUGCUGACUCGUUCCCAACGUUGUUCGCUACCCAUACACCUAUGUGGUUCUCCAACAAGCAGCCCGUCUCCAAGAGCGUAGAAACCACAAAAGACCGCAGUUUUUACCAUCUCAAGCUGUCCGAGCCACAGUGCCAAGACCAAGAUUCUUCCUCAACUCUGUCCACGGAUCAGUCUCAUCAUGAAGGGUCUACUUCAUCUGGAAGCGAUGUGCAGAUGCCAUCUCAGCUCGUUGCAACUUCUUGCGGAAACGUAGAGUAUUUCAGGCAUCAAGUUCAGAUGGAACACAAUCAAUCAUUGGAUUGGGCGGCUACACCUUAUUUUGGCAGAAUAGCAACUGCAUAUGAUCCGAAUUCUGUUAUUUAUCCUCACAUGAUGGGAGAAAGGGCCGUGCUGCCUCUGGAUCGUGAUCAAGGCGUUCCCAUGCUUGUCAACGUGAAACAGUACAAUGCCAUUCUCAGGCGCCGUCAAACCAGAGCUAAACUCAUGGCUCAGAACAAGGUGGCAAGGACAAGAAAGCCAUAUCUCCACGAGUCUCGCCACCACCAUGCUCUCAGGAGAGCACGGGGAUCCGGGGGGCGCUUCUUGAACACGAAGAAGUCCGGCCCCACUGCUCAAGAAUCCAAGAUCCAGCACCCCUGGGGCACAUCCACUGCCCCUGGCUCUGAUGGCUCGUGCAUAUUCAACAAAGACGAGUUCUUUCAACAGCCGCGCAUGGGGACAAAACUGCAUAUGAUGGCACUCAGAGACAUGCUACUGUGAACGCAAAUCCACAGCACAACCUGAUUGUGUGGUUAACCGGCAGUUCUUCCUUGGCUAUGCUUUUGUCUCAUACUUGUUUUUUUAGCUUUGCUAUGGAGCUUGCAAAUGAACUCAUCAGAUUUUGAAAAUAUGGUUUGCUUGAUUUAGUUGCAUAAGUUGAACAAUGUGUGUGGAAAUUAACUCCCAACUUUUUAGCAUUAGCUAAAUUAUUUAUA
This is a messenger RNA of Salvia splendens (bonfire salvia), 1384 nucleotides long. Its product is annotated as nuclear transcription factor Y subunit A-3. Bases 369 to 1169 code for a protein of 266 amino acids. NCBI's taxonomy places the organism in Eukaryota, Viridiplantae, Streptophyta, Magnoliopsida, Lamiales, Lamiaceae. The record is from RefSeq and is a predicted model, not a curated record. Gene Ontology annotation, molecular function: DNA-binding transcription factor activity. Gene Ontology annotation, biological process: regulation of DNA-templated transcription. The transcript is spliced from 6 exons.